AUGAGCAUACAGUUUAACGCUCGAAAAGCUCUCGAAGUGCUCGCCGAUAACGAGAGCGAGGGAGCAACUCGUGAAAAACUCAAAAUUCUCAAUCAACUCUCCACCAUCAACAAUGUCAACAUUAUUCCCAUCGAAGUCAUUCAACUCAUUGUUGAAAUUUUAGGAAGUACCGAAAAUCGAAUGAUCAUCAACUCAAUUCUCUCCGCCAUACAACAUUUGGCUCAAUUUGACAGAACCCGAAUUGUCAUUGGAGAAAACACAGAUUGUAUCAAAUUACUCGUUCCACACAUGUCGCAAUUUAAUUUUCCGAAUAUUCAAUCGAAUGCGUUGGACGCGAUGGCAGAAUUGAUUAAAGGAAGUAAGAAAAAUCAAGAAACUUUGAUUGAAUAUGCUUCAGAGUUUUUCAAUCCAUUGAUGGGUAUCAUUCAGAGAGAAAAUGAUACUGUUACAAAAAAGGCAAUUGCUGUGUUGGAUACCUUGUUUGAAAAUCCACAUUGUGUGCAUGUUAUUUUUGGUGAUAAUGAUCGAUUUGAAGAAUAUUUGGAACCAUUAAUUAUUUGUCUUCAGAUGGAAAAUAAUCGAACCGUGUUGCAAUGGACUUUGCAAACACUUGAAUCUGCAUGUCGUCAACAUCCAAUUCAUGCCAAACAUUUGGUGGAUAUUGGCGUCAUUGAUCCACUCGUUCAGGUUGUGAUUGAUCCUUCCAAUUUCUCAUUUCCAACCAUUCGUUGUGUGGCCAUGCAAACAUUGGUUCAUUGUGUGAAAUUUUCAAAUGAAGCAGGACAAUGGGCAGGUGAAUCUGGAGUUGUGACACCAUUGAUUGAUACCAUGUUUCACACAUCAUUGGAAUUGAAUUCCAAACACAUUACUCAAUCGUAUGCACUUUCGAAUGAAACAAUUGCACUUCGAGAAGCUGCUUUUGAAUUAAUGAUGAAUUUAACAAAUUUUGUUCCAGGCAAAAGCCACACUCGACUUUUAAAUAAUUCAACACUUCUUGUGCAGAAUGACAUCGAUCACACCACUUCAAGUGAAGAACAAAAAGAAGAAAAGAAGAAGGAGACUAUUUUGGAUUCAUCUUCAUCCAUCAACAAGUCACUCAAUCCCUAUUUUGACGAAACUGAAGAAAAGAAACAAGACGUUGAUCUUUUAGAAGAAAAUAAGAAACGAGUCAUUUCUCAUACACAUGGUCUCGAUGUGUUAUUUGCAUACGUGGGUCAAGCAGAUCCCUCUGAAAAGGCAGAAGUUAAAGAAAAGAAACACGUUCGAAACGUUAGAAAGAUGGCUAUUAUGAUCAUUUCAAAUGUGUGUACCAUUGCUGAAAAUGGAAUUGCUGUCUUGUCAAGAGAACAAAAAUUAUUGAGCUUUGAUCAUCCAAUGAAUAUCGUCGAUUUAUUAUUGGAUAUCAUUAUUAACAAGAAGGAUAAGGAUGCUGCUGCUGAAUCAAAGAGAAGAGCAACAGAAGUUUCCAAAAUUGACAAGAUGGAUCUCAAGCAAUGUAUUAUUAAUGCAAUGGGUUCCUUCGCUCUUCAUGAAUCUUGCAUUCAAAAACUUGGUGAAAUGGGUGUCAUUCGUAAUUUAUUGAAAAUGAUUGACGAUCGAAACGAAGCUGCUGAAGUUGCCAAACUUCUCGCAAAAAUGUGUGAACAUUCCAUUUUCCAAAAAGUGCUAUUCGAAGAAGCUGGUCUUCAACGUGUCAUCAAAUUGUUAGAUUCUGUCGAUGAUCCAGAAUAUCGUAUGGCUGGUCUCAAGAUUUGUUUGCCUCUUGCGUCAAAUCCAAAUGGUUGUGUGGCAUUGUCACGCGACGGAAUUGACAAGAGAAUUCGAGACAUUUCAAAGAGAGAGGUCGUUUUCGAAGAAGUUCGUAAAUUGGCCAAACAAGUUCUAAAAGUUUUUAAGGAAAAUAACAAAUCCUCGCUGCGUUCCACAAAAGCAGCAGUCGGAGCAUCGGAUGAAUCUGGAUUACCCAUUCAAAACAUGAACAUCUUCAAGUUCAACUAUGAACAAGUGGCAAGAAUUGAUCAAGAUUUCGUUGAAGAAUGCCAAAAGAAAGUUCGUGAUUUAUUGAAACAACCAAAAUUCAGAUUACAAAUCAAUUGGCGUCAAAUUGAAAGAUUGGGAGAAAUGAACUAUUCUGAUGAGGCUAUUAGUUUACUUGCUCGUGUUGAUCUCUAUGACGAAUUUGUGAUGGCUGUGGAAACAUUUAUUGAAGCUGCCGAAAUGAAUGUUCAUGUCUUUAAUUCACAAAUUCAAUUAGUGGUAUUGGAAGUGUUGCCACCACAACCUAAAAAACCAGGCGAAGAAGACGAAGCAGUUCCUUGUGAAUUAGAAAUGGGCGAUUUGGUGAUGAAAUACAAACUUUCACCAGAUGGUAUUUUGUGGACUCCAAAACAAUUAGCUGGUUUGAUUAGUUAUGAAUUAUUGGGCUACGAUAUCAUUGAAACCAAUGACAUGUUAAUUGGUGAUGGAGAAUUGGAUCGUGACGAUCAGUAUGAACUUGGUGUUGAACAACUUCGUAAGAUUUGCAAAGAUUCUCGAUUGGCUCUAUUGGGUGAUAUUAACAUUUUAUAUUUCCAUAUUGAAAUGACAGAUCUAUUAUGGAAAGCUGGUUUUGCGGAAUCUCAACAAAUUGUUGCCUCUCGUAGCGUCAUUUCCAAUGAGGAACUUUUCAUUAAGGGUUGGCGUAUUGCAAAAAUGAAUAAGGAUGGUAUGCUUCAAGAAAGAGUCCUCCUUUUGACCAAUUGCUCCUUUUACACCGUUUGUUUUGAUCCAAAAUCCAAAAAGAUUGAUUACAAACACACCAAACAUCACAACAUUGAGGAUUAUUUCCUAAUUGACAUUGGAAAAUUAGUGAAAUCUCGUCACGAUACUACCUCUUCUACCGUUCACUUACACGAAGACGGCAGAAACAAGUAUGCUCUCAAUUUAUUCACCAAUGAGAAGAAAACAUCCAAGAGUCAAACCAAACUCCAAGAAGAAGCGGACGAGUUGGAAAAAUUGAAACGUAUGAGUUCUGCUUAUUUCGCACCACUUCCAACCACUGGUGGAAGUAGUGGAAGUGGAAAUAACAGUGAACAUGAAGAUGGUGAUCAUCAUUCCUCUUCACAUACUGAUGAAGAUUCUGAUCUCAUGACUGAAACGUUGAAGAAUGAAACAUCCUUCAUGAAAACUCUCGAUCUGCAAGCGGAUGAUUCUUCUCAUGAUCCAGAGCGACCUUCCACAAUUGGAAAAAGUUCAACCAUUUUAUUGUGUCCAGAUUCCAUUCCAAGAGCUAAACAAAAAUUCUAUCUCGAAGAAAUUGCUUGGUGCAUGAGAGCUGUGGCCAGUGCUGCCACUCGAACUGAAUGUCACAAUAUUUAUUACAGAGAUAUUGUGAAACCUAUUGAAGGAAAAUUAGCUCGUAUUUACAAUAUUACUGGUAUGGGUAAGAAGAAGGACAAUUCUUUUAUUGCAAAACAUAUGGAAACAAAGAUGAGAAGGGAACAAGAGAAACAGGAAGAACGUGUUCGUCAAGCUCAAGCUAAGGGAGCUAAGAAUGUGAAAGGAAGUACUGCUUCUGAACAGAAAUGA
This is a messenger RNA of Naegleria fowleri, 3567 nucleotides long. RefSeq lists its product as uncharacterized. The coding region runs from base 1 to 3567 and encodes 1188 amino acids. NCBI's taxonomy places the organism in Eukaryota, Heterolobosea, Eutetramitea, Acrasida, Naegleriidae. The transcript has a single exon. The record is from RefSeq and is a predicted model, not a curated record.